UGUCACUUUGGCGCCCAUUUGUAGGCCACAACCACAAGCGGCGGUGCGCCGGGUGCGGUGGCACGGUCCCCGUGCCUGUUGCGGCUUGCCAGCAGCCAGCUAGCCACCGCCGACUGACGACGUUUCCCGACCACAGCCCAAACACGAUGAGCACAGAAAUAACACGCAAUGCGAGGAUACCGAGUUAGACGGCGAGGAGGAGAAGGCAGUGGAAGCGGAAGCUUGCAAGGGAAGACAAAGCGAGCAUGAAGGCUUGAGAGCGAAGCGCACACAGAGUGCGGGUGUUCCUCGUAUCCGUUGGCUCUGGGCGGCCCCCGACCGCCGCCACGCACCCACAACAUCUGCACAAACACAUUCUCAUCCCCAUCUCCAUUCCUCGCACCUGUCCCAGCCCCCUGCGCUGCACCAAGUCGCGACGUCCGUGUCGCACCUGAUCCGCGACGAUAUGAACCCCAUGCGGGUCGACAUGCGCUCGUUCUACCUGUACGCGCCGAACGAGUUGAAGCACCGCAAGCGCACAACACGCGACCAGCUGAAGGUUCUCGAGAGCAUGUUCAAGGAGGAGAUGAAGCCGAGCGCGACGCAGCACAAGGUUCUCAGCAGGCAGCUUGGCAUGGCGCCAACGGAGGUCCAGCCUGAG
Messenger RNA from Rhodofomes roseus, 640 nucleotides. RefSeq lists its product as uncharacterized. The annotation marks the transcript as partial. The record is from RefSeq and is a predicted model, not a curated record. Gene Ontology annotation, molecular function: DNA binding. The transcript has 2 exons. Lineage: Eukaryota; Fungi; Basidiomycota; Agaricomycetes; Polyporales; Fomitopsidaceae.